Messenger RNA from Aspergillus wentii DTO 134E9, 4459 nucleotides. Its product is annotated as EF hand domain protein. Gene Ontology annotation, cellular component: plasma membrane; cytoplasm. The coding region runs from base 309 to 4100 and encodes 1263 amino acids. The record is from RefSeq and is a predicted model, not a curated record. NCBI's taxonomy places the organism in Eukaryota, Fungi, Ascomycota, Eurotiomycetes, Eurotiales, Aspergillaceae. The transcript is spliced from 6 exons. Gene Ontology annotation, biological process: endocytosis; endosomal transport. Gene Ontology annotation, molecular function: calcium ion binding; protein binding.
CAAACCUCCCUCCCUCUCCUUGUCGCAAGCCAUAGCAACUAGUCGAACAUCCCCCCUGUUUGAUUGAAUUCAUCUUCAUCCCCUUGGUAUCUACUCGGGACUCAUAUCUUAUUUCUCCAUCCCCUGGCCGUCCGGCCCUUUGCUCCGUCAUCUUCUCAAGCUGGCGCUUGGACCAUCCGUAUUGUCCGUGGCAUCAUCUUCUGGUUCGACUGACAGCAACUCCGCCUCGCUGUCUUGUCGGAAACGCACCUGAUAUCGUGGGGUAAACUUUAGAAAGAGGGGAGGCGUGCUCCUCCUGAGCUUCAAUCAUGGCUGACAAUGCGACACGACAACCGAAUCUGAACUUGACGCCGGAAGAGAAACGGAUCUUCUACCAGCUCUUCCAGGCCGCAGACACAACCAACCUUGGCGUCAUCACGGGCGAAAUUGCCGUCCCCUUCUUCGAGAAGACGAAACUCCCCCCGGAAUCUCUCGGUUUGAUAUGGCAGAUUGCCGACAAGGAGAACAGGGGGCUCCUGACCCCGGCCGGGUUUAGUGUUGUGCUGAGACUGAUCGGCCAUGCCCAAGCUGGCUUCCCGCCUACAGAGGAAUUGGCGCUGCAGCCCGGACCGCUGCCUAGGUUCGACGGCAUCGUAGUAGACACUUCCCCAGCUCCCCGUGAUGCGGGCACGACCAGCCCUCCCCCAAGUGCUGGCGGACCUAUUCGAGUGCCUCCCCUGAAUCCUGAUGAUGUCAACAAGUUCACAUCUUUGUUUGAGAAGUCGGACGUAAACAGAAGUGGGGUUAUUGCAGGCGAAACUGCAAAACAAAUCUUCGAACGUGCGAGACUACCAAACGAGAUUCUAGGCAGAAUAUGGAAUUUGUCGGACACGAAGCAACGAGGGGCCCUGGAUACGACCGAGUUCAUCAUUGCCAUGCACCUCUUGACCUCUUACAAAUCGGGCGCUAUGCGAGGUAUUCCCCAGACAUUGCCCCCCGGAUUUUAUGAAGCCGCAGCCCGAAGGGGUCCAGCUCGUUCCUCCGUUGGCUCCCGUCCGGGCCUUGAUGUUCCCCCUGUGCCCGCAAUUCCAAAACAGUUCACGGGCCCUCAGCGAACUCAGAGCCCAGUCAGCAGACCGCAAUUCUCGCCAUUGUCUGCGCAACCCACUGGCGGAGAUUGGCUCGUCACACCUCAAGAAAAGGUGCAUUACGAUGGUAUUUUCGAGACAGUUGACACGGCGAAGAUUGGCAUGAUUAGCGGUGACCAGGCUGUCGCAUUCUUUAUGAAUGCGCACUUGCCCGAGGAAACCUUGGCCCAGAUUUGGGAUCUUGCGGAUAUUGACGCGGACGGGCAGUUGACGAAAGAUGAGUUUGCUGUAGCCAUGUAUCUUGUUCGGCAACAGCGCAGCGGAAAGGGUCCGAUGCCACAGGCAAUCCCUCCCGCCUUGAUCCCUCCAAGCAUGCGCCCUCAGGCCGCUGGGCAGAUUGCUCCUGCUGCUGUGCCAGCCCCCGCUCCCGUUCCGGCUCCCGCUCCUGCUCCAACCCCACGGUCUGCUGCCGAUGAUCUUUUCGGACUCGACUCACUCGCACCACCCGCUCCAGUACAAUCUGCCCCUACCCAGAUACCCCAGUCCACGGGAGGCUCGAACACACCAUUCCAACCCCCGGGGUCACCAUCUAGGCCGGGUACAUCAACGACUUUCAAGCCUUUCAUUCCUUCCUCCUCGUUUGGGCAAAGUCUGCAGCCCCAAGUCACUGGAACUUCCUCUGGUGCCCCGCCCACUGUUCGAUCGCCUCCACCGCCAGCAGAUGACCUCCUUGGUGACAAUGACCCAGAGGAGUCCAAGAAGUUGACAACCGAGACUACGGACCUUGCCAAUCUUUCCAACCAGGUCGGUUCGUUGGCAAACGAGAUGCAGAAUGUUCAGUCGAAGAGGACAUCUGCGGAACAAAACUUGUCUCAGACCUCCCAGCAGAAGCGCGAUUUCGAGGCCAGACUUGCACAAGCUAGAACAAUGUAUGAGCAAGAGGUUAAGAACUUUAAAGCUCUCGAGGAGCGUCUGAAUGCUUCUAAGGCUGAGACCAACAAGCUGCAGCAAGAAUUCGCGUUGAUCGAUGGCAGCAGGCAGGAUCUGCAAAACCAAUAUGAUCAGUUGUCCGCUGCCCUGACUGCUGAUCAACAAGAAAAUGCAAGCUUGAAGGAGAAGAUUCGUCAGGCCAAUGCCAUUGUUGCCCAGCUAAAGCCAGCGCUCGAAAAAGCGCGGUCCGGUGCGAGACAGCAGAAAGGCCUUGUUGCUAUCAACAAAAAACAGCUUGCCACGGUAGAAGGCGAGCGGGACAAGAUCCAGGGGGAGAUUGACAGUGCUGAAAAAGAAGUCCACCCGGAGUCUGAUGAAGGCCCAGCUUCUGGAGGCGGUGCUCCGGCUGUCACCAGCCCUGCUUUAUCGACUGCCAGUAACACAAAUCCAUUUUUCAGAAGGACGGCCACGGGCUCUAGUGACAAUGUACUGUCCCCUCAAUCUUCGAACGACACCCGAAGUGCCUUUGAUAGCCUUUUUGGUCCAUCCUUUGGAUCUCCUUCAACUGCUACUCCCCCGCCUGCCACUUCAUUCCGUGCUGAAUCUCCUUCGGUGCCCCAGCAGAAUUCGGCCAAAUCUCCUAUCACCUCGGGUGCUCCAACACCCUCUGUGUCGCCACCACCCACUGCUCCCGUUGGGUCUGAGCCUCCACCUCCUGCCCAAUCCCGGCAGCUCACACCGAGCUAUCUUCCCUUUGGUGAUUCACAGUCGAUGACCUCUUCUACUAAGGUCUCGCCACCUGGCAGCAGAUUUGGAGGCCCUGACACUUCCGGGUUCGGUACUCCCGCAGAGGGGACUGCGGCUCGAUCCCCUUUCGAUGAAACGGAGGAGUCGCAGACGCGAUUCCCUGAAAUCCCGCCUAUUUCCACUGGGCAACCCGGAAGUGCCCUCUCACCUACUAGUACCGGCGAUGCUAAGCCAGCAGAGUCCAAGGAACAGAGUUUCGAUGAGUUAUUCGGCGGUAUAGCACGCCAGCGUUCUCCGUCGCAGAAGGCAAAUGAUUUCGAUGAGGCUUUUGCUUCCAUGAAGCAAGGCUCAGGGUCCGGUAAAGAAACCGAAGCAUCACCAGCCGCUGCUGGUGCCGGUGGCGAAUUCCCCCCAAUUCGGGAGAUCGAUGAUGACGAUGAUGAUAGCACGGAUGAUGAAGGGCCCAUGGGAUUCGAUGACAAUUUCACACCCGUUGCCCCGUCACAGCCCCACGAGGCACAGAAGGGUGCAUCGAUUGAUGCGUCUCAACUGGCGGCUUUCCCCGCCCCGGGAAUUGCAUCACCCUCGGGCCAGCCUCCUGAUGCCGGGUCUCAAAACAGUCCACCAAAGUACGAAGAAAGCGUCCCAAAGCAGGGGCCAGGUGAUGUGCCACCUGAAUUUAAUGGCCUUGUGCCAAAUCGUGCGGACCCUACGACUGCUCCCGAUGCUCCUCAUUCAGUGGAAUCAACAACUGGUGCCCCAGUUAUCAACGGCGAGCCACAGUGGGACAGUGCUGAUAAAGGAAAGGCGUCUGCUGGUGGAAACAAGACAGGGGCACCCGAUUUCGAAGCUGCUUUUGCUGGUCUCGAUCUAGCUCCGGCAAAGGAGGCUGAAGAUGAUGACUCUGAUUCCGAUGGACCUGAUCAGAAGACUACCGGGGAUUUCGACUUUUCGUUUGACUCUCCAUCACAACAGAAGGCCAUCACACCAAACCCUACCGGUGGAAAUGCGGCCUCGGAGUUCUUUAACUUCGACAAUAACGUCAACGGAUCCUCUCCAGGAGCCGGUGGUCAGACUGCGGCACCUCCAGCGGACCCCAAUUCCAAGCCCGAAGCCCAUGACUGGGAAGCUCUUUUCGCGCCCCUUGACAAUGUUGGUGCCUCCGGAAACGCGGCUACCCCAGCCAGUGAUAAGAAGGAGCCGGGCUGGGCGCUGAAGGGAGACCAGGAUGAAGAUGAUUUGAUCCUUCAACGAUUGACCGGCAUGGGUUUCCCCCGUGACGAGUCGCUCUCUGCCUUGGAGAAAUUCGAUUAUAACAUCGACAAGGCUGCCGACUUCUUGACUUCCAAGUCGUAGUCGUUAUUCACUAUUGCACAUACUUUUACUUGACCCGCUCUCAACGAUCUUUUUUCUUUUCCUUUCCUUUCUUAUAAACCCAACCUACGUCGAUUUCUUUGCAUAUUUCUUUUUGUCCAUGUAUAUUCCCAAGCGGUGCUACUCUGAUCUGUCACCUCAUACUACCCCAUGUAAUCUAGAGUCUAGGACGGGAGGGAAGAAAAGGGUGGGAUACGGAGAGAGUUCUCAUGAGAAGUUACCCGGGGAACCAACCUAGUUACUAGCCAGUCUAGUUUAAUUUCUCUAAUUAUCUAUAGCAUUCUAGCAUCUUGCCAUUUUGUAGUUAAACUGAUGCCAUUUGCGAACAAAGCAGUACGGAG